Molecule: messenger RNA, 4156 nt
Organism: Salvelinus fontinalis (brook trout)
Lineage: Eukaryota; Metazoa; Chordata; Actinopteri; Salmoniformes; Salmonidae
Product: sentrin-specific protease 7-like
Exons: 23
Coding region: 295-3543 (1082 amino acids)
Biological process (GO): protein desumoylation
Cellular component (GO): nucleus; cytoplasm
Molecular function (GO): SUMO-specific endopeptidase activity
Source: RefSeq, a predicted model, not a curated record
GAAACAACAGGAUGUUCUUCUGAACCAGGAAAAGCUUGAAAACAACGGCAACCUUUGCCAACAACGUGUAUUUAUGAUUUUAUGUGCGUUGCAAUUAAUCAGCAAGAUGAUUUGGAGAGUGCAGUAGCUGUGUACAUUUUCCGUCUCCUCAUUCUUUGGUCACGCGUGUGUAUGUUGCACUAACUCACUGUAUUACCGAAUCUUUCUUGCUGCAUCGCCAUCGCUGCCUUGGUUGGUGACAGGAGGCUCUGGAGAAGGAGUGUCCAUCAAGUCCUGAAGGACCAUAGCUUGGUCAUGAUGGACCACAGGAGAGCUCUAACCAUUUCACUGGCCGUUGACAAGGUGGAUAACGCUCAAAUGGGAAGUCCACUCAAAAUCCCUAAGACCCUCCUUUCUUCAGAGUUGGGAUGUGGGAAUGAAGAGUCACAGAUUCAUUGGUCCCAGAUUGCUGGAGACAGAAUCAAACUCCAAGAUUCCCGUCAGCAGAAUGGAUCCAUCUCUUUAGAUCAUGGCCAGGUGGCUUUAGCCCAAGCGGCAAUGGACAGGCAGAUCCAGUUGGUCCUCACGGACGUUUUAAAGACUGAACAGGGGCUGGCCUACCUGGACAAGAAAAGGCGUGGCCUGAUGACUGGCAAUGGAGAGAGAAAGAGAGAGUCGUGGGUGGGGAGUGGGCAGAGGAGGGUGUCUCAGAGCAGCAGAGAGGGGGGAGAGGAUCGGAGAGAUGAUCCCCAAUACAGAAAGAGACCCCAUGACCACGACACACCCACUUCGACCCGCAAGGAGACGAGGUCACACCACAGAGGGGGUUCAGAGGAAGAAGAGAUGAAAGAAGUGAUAAUAGGAGAGGAGAACGAGGGUAGUGUGUCAGGGAGGCGCAGGUCCGGGGUACCCCUAGAGGAGAUGACCUUUACUGAGGGGGACAGGCACCAGAAAAAGCGUUACCCACAAUCCACCAGGACCAGGAAGUCCAAUUCAGGUUCAAGUGAAUCCACACGCGCUGAGAGGGAGAGAUGUAGGAGGGAGUCUGGGCUCUACUGUAAUGGACAGGUGAAGGAUGGAUGGAUGAAGGAUGGAGUGGUGGAGAGCUUGACCACAGACACCUCCAGGCGCUCCAGGGGGAGCGUGCUGCGCCUGUCCGGGGAGUCCAGAGGCGUGGGAGGACUGCUCCCAAAACGGCUCUGUCUGGAGGGGACAGGGGCCAGAGACACCAAUGUAGCAUCCAUAGAGGUAGAGGUGGAUCCCUCUGACUUUGACGGGACCUUGAUGGUUGUCACUGUGGGGGAAGACGAGGAAGUUGUUAGCCCCUCUAACCCCAGCUGUGGAAAGGAGAGGAGAGGAACCCUGAGGCUGUGCCUGUCCUCCAGCCAGGAUAGGUCAGCCAAACCCAGCCCUGCUGAACCCAUUGUUCUCUCCAGUGAUGAGGAGGAGGUAGUCACCCCGUCCCGCAGUUCAGUCCUUCGGCCACAGACUGGCGCUAGUGAGUCUAAGCCCCAGAGAAAUCAUUCUCAGGAACAAAUGGUGGCAGAGAUGCACUCUAAGUUGGUGCCUGUGGUGGUGACCGGAUUUGGGGUGGCCCCCUUCCCCAGCACUGAGGACUCUGAGAAUAUGGGCCUGCCCUUCUCUUCCCUGCACUGUGGGGGGGUCCGUGGGGAGGCCAGCGGGAACCUCAGGAUCACAAACCAAAGAAUCAUCAUACCAAUUCAAGAGCCUUUGGGCCUGGUAGAAGUGAUGGUGACUGUGGAGCGCUGUCAGCUGUGGCGGUACAGCGUCUGGGACAGGGAGGAGCUACAGGAGAGAGGGCUGGGGUGGGAGAGUGAGGGGGAGAGGGGGCAGCCCCCCCCCGCCCUCCUCCUCCUCUACGUGUCAGACACCCAGGCAGCCGCCGUCCAAGAAGACCUGAGUGAGCUGUCAAUCAAACAGGCCUUAGACCCACCCACUGGUCAAGCCAGUCCCUUUCUCUUGCUCACUCUGUGCGACCCUCUGGAGGGGGUGGAGGGGGCUCUCCUUCGCUCCAUCCUCGACAUCAUCUGUCUCAACAACACCCCGCACGUCGACGCUGCACGGCUCCGUGGCAGCUCUCCUGUCAACUGGGUUGUUGACCUCCACAGUCCCCUCCUGUCAUUGGAUGACAGUCUGGUGCUGGUCAGCAGAACUGGACUGGAUCCGCAGCUACUCUCCCUACUGGGCCAUAACAGUGCCAAGCCUGGGACAGAGCCAGACCAGGACCAAGAACCAGAACAGGACAGAGACACACCUGGGCUGGAGCUGGACCCUCUGGAUCGAGAGGUGGAGGGGGAGUUACAGACACGACCAGACACAGAGACAGACGUACAGAUGGAGGAGGAGCAGAGGGAGGUAGAGGUCGUACCCCUCACUGAGGGGAGUCCAGUCCAGCCUAGACCCGUGUACACAGUGUGUCACCACAGAACCAGAGGCUCCUACUCUGUGUACCUGGGCCCCAAGCCUGGCUCCAACUGGACCCGGUACACACACCAGGGCCCCACACGCAGGUUGAUCCAGUUUCCUCCACCGCCUUCCAAAGGAGGGAUCACCGUGACAACAGAAGAUCUGGAGUGCCUUGACAAUGGCCAGUUCCUGAAUGAUGUCAUCAUCGAUUUCUACCUCAAGUAUCUGCUCCUGGAGAGGGCUCCACAAGAUGUGGCUGAUCGCUCUCAUGUCUUCAGCAGCUUCUUCUACAAGCAGCUCACACGUAGAGACAACGCAAGUGAGGACAGCACCAGCAUCUCAGCGCAGCAGCGGCGGCACCAGAGAGUGAAGACAUGGACACGACAUGUGGACAUCUUCAAGAAAGACUUCCUGUUUGUGCCUGUCAAUCAGGAAGCCCACUGGUACUUGGUGGUGAUCUGCUUCCCUGGCCUGGAGGAUCCCCAGUGUGAGGAGUGGAGCAGCCCAGCCUCGCUGAGGGGAACAGGGGUGGAGAAGCCAGGCAAGGCCCAGGCUGAAGAGAAGGCCUCCGGGUCUGAAAAGCUUAAUGGUGUCACUGAUGUUCCCCCUGGUCCCACCAACACUGACAACCAAGACAAACUGACACUUACAGUUUCAGAGAGUGUUGUCCAGGGUGACUCAGUACUCCAGCCCCCUUCUGGUCCUCCGGACUGCACUGAGAAGACCUGCCAUAGAGAGAAUGUCUGUAAAAGACCCUGCAUUCUCAUCAUGGACUCCCUCAAGUUCUCUCUCCAUGAGCGUGUCUUCAAACUUUUACGGGAGUACCUGCAGUCAGAGUGGGAGGUGCGUCAGGGCUCUGUGCGUGAGUUCAGUUCUGAGCAGAUGAGAGGCUCCCACUGUAAAGUCCCUCUACAGGACAACAGCAGUGACUGCGGCCUAUACCUGCUGCAAUACGUUGAGAGUUUCCUGCAGGACCCUGUGGUGCACUUUGAGCUCCCCCUGCGCCUAGAACACUGGUUCCCACGGCAACAGGUGCGGAGGAAACGAGACGAAAUCAGGGACCUGGUGUUGAACCUGUACAGACACCAGAGGGGCAUGGUGGGUAGUAUAGGAAACAUGGGAAAUGUAGGCAGUUAGGCACAGUAACCGCCUUCGGAAUCUGCUCAUGCUGAGCAACCAGGAAAUUGACAUUUCAGCCAGUGAUAUGGAAAUAUGAUUUCUUAGACAAUAAGCGUAUGUAGUUGUUUCACCGGCCAGCAGGGCCGUUCAAACAUACAGUACAUGCAGAUGUCUCAUCAUGUCAACAAGAAAUUAGCCCCUAACAUCAGAUGUUGCUUUAAUGAUGUAAAUCCAACUGAGGAUGGAUAUAAAAGACUUGCUGUUGAGUUGCUGUAGCUCAGGUUCUUGUUUGAAGUUGGUGCAUUAAAGGGUCAUUCCACAGUAAUUCAACAGUUAAAACUGUUAUUCUUUACCGUUUCAGUAGAAUGCCCCUUUAAAGAGUCUGUCCCCACUGCACCUUCUAGAUAGAACCACAUACCACCACUAUAGCCUCAUUUAACACAAGAGAUCAGAUUCAACAGGGUUUCCCUUUUAUUCUUUUACCUGUUUUAUGAUGAAUUUCCCCCCCAUGUGAUUCUAUUGUAAAUGUUAUGUCAGUUUGAUUUUUAUAUGUGGAUUUUGUUUUAAAAUGUACAUUUUGAUGAAAACGUGUUUUGAAUAUGAAAUAUAAUAAAUGCAUUUGUAGUCGGAA